ACGUUAUCAGCCAAAUAAACGAUAACUGGAAAAAUUUAACAAGUUAAACAGCAUAUUGAUACACAGGCGGUACAUUGUUCAAUCAACAACCUUCGGAAGACGCUGAGCGCGCAAUGGGCGGAGGCACAGAUCGGGUGCCGGAGCGUUUGCCACCCAUUGACUUUGAUAUGGAUCGUUUUCCUUAUUGCAUUGUGUGGACACCGAUACCAGUGCUGACCUGGAUAAUACCGUUCAUCGGCCACAUGGGCAUCUGUAUGAGCAACGGCGUCAUUCGGGAUUUUGCAGGACCAUAUCUGGUGACGGAGGAUAAAAUGGCCUUUGGGCGUCCGACUCGCUAUUUGCGACUGCAUCCGAAACACGUCGAAGGUGGAACGUAUUCUUGGGAUGAGGGUGUAUUGAAGGCAUCGGUACUCUAUGGCACACGCACCCACAAUCUGUUCUGUGACAACUGUCACUCGCAUGUUGCAACGGCUCUGUGCAAUAUGCGGUACAAAGAUAGCACCAGCUGGAACAUGAUAAUCCUAUCGCUUUGGAUGUUUGUUUGUGGCCGUUAUGUUGGCUUUUGGGGCUUCAUUAAAACAUGGUUGCCAUUUGCAUUAAUACUUACACUUAUCAUUCUGCUAGCCGUGUACUUCUAAUUCCUGCAACUAAUGCCGCAUUAUCAAUUAUAAAUAUGUCUUUAGCAUGAUGAAUGUGUAUUUGUAUGUAGAUAAGAAUGUAAUGUAUGUAUUUCGAUUUAAUAUAAAAUGCUAAGUACUAUCUAUGA
Drosophila grimshawi is the source of this 766-nucleotide messenger RNA. RefSeq names its product transmembrane protein 222. Lineage: Eukaryota; Metazoa; Arthropoda; Insecta; Diptera; Drosophilidae. The coding region runs from base 114 to 638 and encodes 174 amino acids. The record is from RefSeq and is a predicted model, not a curated record. The transcript has 2 exons.